AGAAAGACCCAGUCCAGUUGACCAUCGCCCCUACAUGGGGUCAGGGUUUUUAGGAGGUUUAAAGCAGCCAUUGAAGUUUCCUUCCUUCCAUCCAAACCAAUUCAUCAAGAAAAGGCAAAAACCCUCCUCUUUGCAAAUUCUCAAAACCCUAAAUUGAUCAAAACCCAACAUGCCCUCUUCAGAUCCUAAAACCCCGGAAGAAGAAAAACCCUCCUUUGAUGAUCCAGCAUCAAAAGAAGCCAUAGAGUCAUUGAAUUCAACCAAAAUCCUUGAAGAAACAGACCAAACGAAUACACCCAUGACUGGAAAUCAAGAGGAAGAAGAGGAAGGGGAGUGUGGGUUUUGUUUGUUCAUGAAAGGAGGUGGUUGCAAGGACGCAUUUGUAGCAUGGGAAGACUGUAUUAAACAAGUGGAGGAAAAGAAUGAAGAUAUUGUGGAGAAUUGCUUUGAAAUUACUAGUGCGUUGAAGUUGUGUAUGGAGGCUCAUGCUGAUUAUUAUGAGCCUAUUUUGAGGGCUGAGAAGGCUGCUGAACAAGAGGCUGUUAAGCAAUUGGAGAAGGAAAAGGAGGAGGAAGCCGCUGAUGCAGCGCAAAAAUCAGAGUCUAACGAGAAAGAAAAGUGAGCUUUUUAGGUGAUUUUUUUAUUUAACAAAAGAAAACGAGAACUUUGAGAUUUAAUUUUGUCACCGAUAUGGGAAAAUUGAGGUUUAACUUUGAUUUUUUUAUUUGAUCAUGAGACAUGGAAUUGUGUCUAGGCAAUGUUGCUAUUUUUUAUGUAGAAUAAAUGGAUUGUGAUUAUUCACUUGAAUUUUCAUUAAACGAUAAUUUUGUAUUUUAUUUUGAGAUAGUCAUGUUUUUGGCAUGCUUAUUGAAUGCCAAAUCUGUGGCUUGUUAUGUUUUCCACGUAUUUGUCUAAUGUAUGUUGAAGUUAUUAAUGCAAAACUCUGUCAUGCAAUAAAA
This is a messenger RNA of Populus euphratica (Euphrates poplar), 959 nucleotides long. RefSeq lists its product as uncharacterized. Bases 170 to 622 code for a protein of 150 amino acids. The transcript has a single exon. The record is from RefSeq and is a predicted model, not a curated record. NCBI's taxonomy places the organism in Eukaryota, Viridiplantae, Streptophyta, Magnoliopsida, Malpighiales, Salicaceae.